AUGCGAUGAUGCGGCACGAUGCCUACAGCCGCCCAACGUGUGAUGGUGCCGGGGCCUCGGGCUCCCCACGUGCCACUGCGCCCACCAGCAGCCCAACUCCGCCCGCCAACUGCGGCAAGCCGGACCUCCAGGCACGCGCAAAUACCGAGCAAAAGGGAGGGCAGAGUGGCCACGCAGCAGAGAGAAAUGGCCGGCAGUCGCCGCGCUCAAGCGACUCGCCCGGGUCCGGCACUGGACCAACGUUACCAAACUUCUUCAGCAGCCACAUGUUCCCCUCGUCCAUCUCCAACAUUCAGCAGCUGGUCAACAGUCAGCAGCUUUUCCCGAACACCGCCAACAACCACUCGGAGUCAGGGAGCAAACGUGGAGGAGCAUCGCGACCCCGCAUCAGGAAGCGCCAGGGAGCCAGUGAUGCCUCACGCCCCACUGCCUCUCUCCGUCAGCAGCAGCAACAGCUCCAAAUAGAUGCAGCCAAAGUGCCGCCACCUGCUGCUGUGGACACCAUCAUAGCCCAAGGCAGCAAGCAGUUGGUCGUACAGCCGACUACUGGUCGCCAAAGGUCACGUCCUUCUGCAGGGACGGCCAGCAAAAGCACCUCGACAUCUAGAAAUCGUCAGUCGGCUGCGGGUAGUUUCCUGUAAGCAGCCCGGUACCAGUAGUGCCCCUGUAAGCUCUGGCUGUACAGGUACAGAAGCUGCCACUGAGGGCAUUGUGUCGAGCGCAGCCGGCGGAGCAGCCAUGAGUAACGGCAAGAAGAGACAGAGGCGCGUGAGAGCCCCCGCUUCGGUUAAGAGCGCUGCUGGCGCUUCUGUGCCCAAAAGGGCGCUUCGCAAGAGGGACAGAAAGACGAGCGCAGGGCGGUUGGCCGCACAUCCUGAGGGCUCCAAGCAGGGAGAUGGGGCGCAGGCAGCCGCACGCAUGGACGCCACCGGAGCCUCCGCUGCGUGCGUGGUCACGGGGGAGGCUUCAUCAGCUGCUCCUGCCCCUGACCCGGCCGUGAGCAAGAAGAAGAAAAGCAACCCUCCCCCCCAGGGCAGCAAGCGGAGUGAGAUGGCCCUGGCGCGCUACAACUACUUCUGCCAGAAGCACCGACCACAGAUUAUGCGUGACCACGCGGACGCGAGUGAAGAGGAAGUGGAGCUGAUCCUGCGUGCGCAGUGGGACACGCUGAGCGAGCGCCAGAAGUACCGCUACCGGCCGCCCACAAAGCCCACCACCAUUGGGGACGAAGACUCGGGCGACAGCGCGAAGCGUCAAAGGCGACCCACCAAGAAGUUACUUGAGUCGACUGGAGAUUUUGCUGAGGAGUCUCCCAGGAAGAAGUCUAAGAAGGACCUCAAGGACGUGUACCACCCCUCAUCACACAUUGACAAGAGCAGGUCGGCCGGCACGGAAGACACCACGUCCCCCGAGAGCUACUCCACGCCGGCACCGCCAACCGGGCCCUCAGAGGUGAGCCAGCUGGCUGAUGCGUGCAAGCCUCUGAAGAAACGUAACCGCGCGUCGGCGCCCGAGGCCUCAUCAUGCCCUGUGCCGCUGAAAGAGAAGGCGGCGUCUGGUGAUACUGGCUCUGCUCAGGAGUCGGAGGUGUCAGAGGAGGGCCAGGUGGAGGGACCUGCGGAGGACGAGGAGAGCGCCGAUCUGUCCCUGGCCACGGUGUCUUCUCACAAGCGCUCCGAGCGCGGGGCCGGGGGCUCCACCAAGAAGGAGAGCGUGUGCCAGAUCUGUGAGAAGACGGGGGAGCUGAUACUCUGCGAGGGCCAAUGCUGCAGUGCCUUCCACCUAUCCUGCUUGGAACUUGACACAAUGCCCUCCGGCAAGUUCAUGUGCAGCGAAUGCAAGUCAGGUGUGCACACGUGCUUCGACUGCAAGGAGCCGGGCGCCGACUUGAAGCGCUGCCUCGCGCCGCUCUGCGGGAAGUUCUACCACGUGGAGUGCGUGCGGCGCCUGAGCGGGACUGUGCUGGAGGGCAAGGGCUUCCGCUGCUCGCUGCACGUGUGCCUGGCCUGUCACAUUUCACAGCCCGACAACCCGCGCGCAUUCAGGGGUGGCCGCCUCAUGCGCUGCGUACGGUGCCCCGUAGCGUACCACACUGGGGACAACUGCAUCGCAGCAGGCAGCACCAUCCUGGCCUCCAACAGCAUUGUGUGCCCAAAACACUUUGCAGCCCAGAAGGGCUGCAACCACCACUCGCAUGUUAACGUCAGCUGGUGCUUCGUCUGCUCAAGAGGAGGGAAGCUGCUGUGCUGUGAGGCGUGUCCUGCCGCCUUCCACCCCGAGUGCCUCUGCAUGGACAUGCCGGAGGGCAGCUGGUACUGCAACGACUGCAAGGCCGGGCGACGGCCUCACUACCGCGAUGUCGUCUGGGUCAAAGUGGGCAGCUACAGGUGGUGGCCAGCGGAGGUGUGCAACCCGCGCUCUCUGCCCACCAACAUUCUGACCCUGCGGCACUCCCUGGGCGAGUUCCCCGUGCGCUUCUUCGGCUCGCAUGACUUCUUCUGGACGUACCAGGCGCGCGUUUUCCCCUACCUGGAGGGAGACAAGGGCAGCACGGCCAACAGGACCAAGGGCAUCAACCGAAUCUUCAAGCAGGCCCUUCAGGAGGCAGCCAGCCGCUUCCAGGACUUGAAGAUGGUGAAGGCGCAAAAGGAGGCACAGGAGAAUGAGCGCAGCCAGCGCAAGCCUCCACCCUACAAGCAUGUUAAGGUGAACAAACCGGUAGGCCGCGUCCAGAUCUAUACAGCCGACCUGUCCGAGAUCCCGCGCUGCAACUGCAAGCCCGCGGACGAGUCACCCUGCGGCCUCGACUCGGAGUGCCUCAACCGCAUGCUUCUGUACGAGUGCCACCCGACGGUGUGCCCCGCGGGCCACCGCUGCCACAACCAGUGCUUCAACAAGCGCAUCUACCCCGACGCUGAGAUCUUCCGCAGCGAAAAUAAGGGCUGGGGCCUGCGCGCCAAGGCCAACAUCAAAAAGGGGGAGUUUGUGAACGAGUACGUGGGGGAGCUGAUUGACGAGGAGGAGUGCCGCGCUCGCAUCAAGCAUGCGCACGAACACCACCUCACCAACUUCUACAUGCUCACCAUUGACAAGGACCGAAUCAUCGACGCGGGGCCCAAGGGGAACUUCUCCCGCUUCAUGAACCACAGCUGCCAGCCCAACUGCGAGACGCAGAAGUGGACAGUGAAUGGGGAUACCCGCGUGGGUCUCUUCGCCGUCAGUGAUAUCCCAUGCGGCACGGAGCUGACGUUCAACUACAACCUGGACUGCCUGGGCAACGAGAAGACUGUGUGCAUGUGCGGCGCCCCCAACUGCAGCGGCUUCCUGGGUGUGCGGCCUAAGUCGGCGGUUGUGGACAAGAAGCCCAAGCGAAAGUAUCGCAAGCGCAAAGUGCGAGCGGACAAGGUGCACGACAGCGAAUGCUUCCGCUGCAAGGACGGAGGCGAGCUCGUCAUGUGCGACCACCGCAACUGCACCAAAACCUUCCACCUGGCGUGCCUCAACCUCGGCACGCUGCCCGAGGGCAAGUGGGAGUGCCCAUGGCACGUGUGCGAUGUGUGUGGGAAGACGGCGGUGGCGUUCUGCCAGAUCUGCCCCAGUUCAUUCUGCAAGCAGCAUAGUUUGGGGGCCCUGAGGCCCAGCUCCGACGGACAACACCGCUGCUUUGCCGAGCAUGAACACGACAAGGUCACGGCGGCCCCCGCCGCUCCUCCUCCUCCUACGGAGGAGCCACGCAGCGCCGCGCCGGAGAAACGGCGCCACCGGAACUCCGUCUCGGCCGAGACCACGACGGCAGCGGAAAAAGAUUGUGUCGGUCAGAAGCAAUACUCCCCGGGCUCUCGCCUUCCUCCCGGGGUUAAGGCGGCACGGGGCAAGGGCGAGAUGAGGGCGGCACGUGCGGCCAAACGACCCUCCCCUGUUGAGGAGGCACAGCCCUACCUGGGCUUUCCGGACGUCUCCAUUCCCGCAGGCUUCUCCGACAUGGACAUCUCGAGCGACGUGUGUCUGCAGGACAUGGCGGCGGCGGACGAGGAAGCGGAGUGCCUGUCGGACGUGGGCGACGUGGGGGCUCGAGCGGACUGCCUGCGGGACGCGAUGCUGGGGGAGGGCCGGGGCUGCCUGUCACGUGGGGGCCCGCUCUCCCUCACGGGCAUGCGCAUUGUGGAGAUCACGAGCGCCAAGCGUGCGGGCUGCACGGCGCAGGACCUCUGCGGCAGCGGCGUGGAGGAAGAGGAGGAGGAGGGCGCGUGCCUGCCGGAGCCGCUCACACUGGAGCAGCACCACAACCACCACCUGCAGCAGAUCGUGAGCGCGCGCCGCGGGCCGUUCUACCCCGAUCUGCUGCACGGCACGCGCCGCAGGGGCGGUACAGAGCUCUGCCUGGCAGACGGGCUGAGCGAGAUCGCUAGCAUCGAGCGCGUGUGCGUGGGGGAGGCAGGGGAGGUGACGGCAGUCGAACGCGUGCACGUGGGGGAGGUGACGGGAGUCGAGCGCGUGCGCGUGCCGGGCGCGGUGGGCAGCGCCGGUCUGGGCGAGAUUGCCAGCGUGGAGCGUGUGUGCGUCACGAGCGCGGGAAUCGCGCGCACCGAACGCGUCGACAUGAGCGACCUGUUGGGGCCCGACGGAGGCUUCUUCCCGGCGGCCAUGAUGGGUCGCCGCUGCUUGCCCGACUUCUCGAUGGGGGAGCUACCCGGGCCGGGCCCGCACGGCUGUCUGCAGGACGUGGGGCUCAGGGACCUGGCGGCCCAGGAGCCCGUGUGCCUCUCGGACUUCAGCAUGAGCGAGAUAUUGAGCGACCAGGACGUCUGCCUGUCCGACGUCAACAUGAAGACGCAGUCGCUGUGGGGGCCUUGACGGCCCGACGUGCCGCAGCAACAAGAGGCAGCAGCCCCUUGAAAUCAUACAACUCUCCCGUCAACGACCUCUUGUCAACGCACAACUACUGGAUGAAAGGAACCAUGGCAAGCGGUGCUCCUGUGUUUCACUGUAUCUCGAGGUCUGUGGGCGCGGCUUGUACCAGUAUCUGAAAAAACCAGCACUGCGUCUUGCUGCGGUGUCUCCGAUUGCUCGUUACUUGACAAGCUGUGACUGCGUCGGACUCAUCGGCGUGCCAUAUUCCACGAGGCUCGACGAGUGAUGAUGGCGCGGAUGGACGUUUUCACGAAAAGCGCGAGACAAUACGGAUCCGCCAGACAUGAAUGGGCGCAAGGCCUUCUCACUUACGCAGCUUCAGGUAUCCUGUUGGGAUGAUGGAGCCCUCCUAGCUGGCGUUAGCUUGAAUGAUGGUAAUUGUAUUCAGUCCUCCCAGAUCGCGAUGGGGCCUUUCCCAUAUCCUACCUCAGUGCUCAUCGUCUACGUCCGUAGCGCCUAUUAAUACAACUACACAAUCCCAUUCAAUGUAUUUAGAUUGUGUUGUUCCUUGGGCCACUUCUUGUAGAAUAUGGGAAUUUCUCUAGAUCUGGGAGAGGGGGGGGUGCGUUUUGGUGUUUAUUAAGACAAAGCUGUGUAUUUUAGUCACUAGUGAACAUUUCAUAUACUGUAGUGAUCCUGUAUGUGUAAUUUAUCCAUUUAGUGUAGUUAUUAGUGGAAAUACUUGAGCCUCUGAGUAUUGUGUUUGAAGUACGGCAGGUGGGCUUUGCUUCAUGCCUAGCGGGGCGGCUUUGCAGCGAUUGCAGUUAAAACCCCACAGCAUUAACCCACGUGGUGGCAGCAUGUGGCUGUUCCAGCAGCGUCUGUCUGCCAGGGCUCGGGGCACGGUGUCCUGUCAGCUGCAGCAACCCAAGCCACAUUACCACCUACCUACUGUAGUCUCAGUACCGUUUCGGAGAUCCCAGUCUUGUUGCAUGUAGUGACAGGAGAGAUGUAGUACCGUUUGUAAAAAAAAUGUUAAAAGAAAAAAAUUACAUUGCAGAUAAAAACGUGUUGGAAUGACUGUGCCGCAAUGCUUCAUGAGCAGUGAAUUGUAUGCAUGCUUGAAUAGGUGCCGUGUGCUUUAGUGUUUGCGUGUGACCGACCUUUAUCAAGAAUCAAUGUUUACCAGAUCUCUGCUUUAUUUUGAGAAUUGUGAGAGCACCUCUGUUUAGCGUUACAUGGGUCUGCAACAAGCAGGGGUGAACGCUUGCUGUACACCGUGCCGUCCGCUGGCUUUGCUGCAAAUGUUAAUGUUCAUUUGUUUACAGCCAUUUGUUCCCAGUUUAGCUCAGCCUGCAUUAGCCCCCCGUUGUGAGAAGUCUGACCACACUGAGAGUGACAAAUAAAACAUUGUACUCUGUGUUUUAA
Messenger RNA from Lethenteron reissneri (Far Eastern brook lamprey), 6279 nucleotides. Its product is annotated as histone-lysine N-methyltransferase NSD2-like. Gene Ontology annotation, molecular function: histone methyltransferase activity; protein binding. Lineage: Eukaryota; Metazoa; Chordata; Hyperoartia; Petromyzontiformes; Petromyzontidae. The record is from RefSeq and is a predicted model, not a curated record. Gene Ontology annotation, cellular component: nucleus.